Messenger RNA from Annulohypoxylon maeteangense, 603 nucleotides. RefSeq names its product Rho2 GTPase. Gene Ontology annotation, molecular function: GTPase activity; GTP binding. Gene Ontology annotation, biological process: small GTPase-mediated signal transduction. The coding region runs from base 1 to 603 and encodes 200 amino acids. The transcript has 5 exons. The record is from RefSeq and is a predicted model, not a curated record. Lineage: Eukaryota; Fungi; Ascomycota; Sordariomycetes; Xylariales; Hypoxylaceae.
AUGGCGAGUUCGAAUCCGCAGAAUGUCAUCCGUAGGAAACUAGUCAUCAUUGGCGACGGAGCUUGCGGCAAGACCUCUUUAUUGAGCGUCUUCACAUUAGGGUAUUUCCCAACCCACUACAUCCCGACCGUAUUUGAGAAUUAUGUCACAGACUGCAGAGUAGACGGCAAGUCGGUACAAUUGGCAUUAUGGGAUACGGCAGGCCAAGAAGACUACGAACGACUGCGGCCACUCGCAUACUCGAAGGCGCACGUAUUAUUGAUAGGGUUCUCGAUUGAAUCACCGGAUUCACUUGACAACGUGAAACACAAGUGGAUAGAAGAAGCUACGGAGCGGUGUCCAGGUGUCCCAAUCAUCCUGGUGGGCCUGAAGAAGGAUUUGCGCGACGAUCCGGUAGCCGUCGAAGAGAUGCGCAAGAAGAGUCUCAAGUUCGUAACGGAACGGCAAGGCGAACAAGCGGCGCAGGAUAUUGGUGCGCGAAAGUACCUCGAAUGCUCGAGUCUUAGCGGCGAGGGCGUCGACGACGUCUUCGAGGCCGCAACCCGCGCUGCCCUACUCACAUUUGAGAGAGGGGAAGGUUCCGGAUGCUGCGUCAUAUUAUGA